AUGCUUGAGAACAAUUUAUUACCUAUCACGAGCACGGUGAUUAUUAAGAAAUUCCUUCAAAUAGGAAGAACAAAUAUGUUUCUUCUUUAUACUACAGUGCUAAUAUGUAGCUUCUCUUCUUGGAUUUCUUUAAAUUCUAAUGAUAGUUCAUGUAAUAAGUUAUGUGAUGAUAAACAAUGUGAGCCACACGUUUUCAGUGUUCAAAAGUUUAGAGUUUUAACCGAGUAUAAUAAUUAUAAUUACGGCAGUCAGUCAAGUCUAAAUUCCUUAGAGGAUAUGGAUGAUGACGAAAGAGAAGAAUGCUUACAAGAAUUGAUAUCUUAUUAUAAUGUGUUUUUAAAUUAUUAUCCACGACUUAACACUAAAGACAAAAUUAUUAACAUCAGAAAUCCUGAAUUAACACGUAGACAAAAUUAUGUAAGUAAUGGGAAAGACAAUACGCCACAGGCUAAUUCAGACUCCGAAAGAUCAUAUGGAUAUGACGAAGUAGACAACCAGGAGGACGUGGAAGAUUUUGAAGAAUUUGAAAUUUUGAUUGAAACUGAACCCUCUGGAGAAGCAGAUUACCUCCGGCAUUAUCUUGAUAUGGAUAUAGACAUUGAGGACAAAGAGCUAACGGCACUUGAUGGAAUCUAUGAGGAAAUGAGUACGUUUAAACGAAAAUAUUUGGAAAUUUGGAAUAAAAUUAUUACAUAUAUUAACAAUUUGCAGUGGAAUAGUGCAUUCAUUCAUGAUUACCUUCUUUUAUUUUCACAACUUAAUAUAUUAAUAACCAUGUUCUUCUUACAUAUGGCAUCACCAAAUAUUUUUAUGACCAUUUGUGUUGUAGCAUUGACAUUUUUUGUACUAUAA
Molecule: messenger RNA, 852 nt
Organism: Plasmodium fragile
Lineage: Eukaryota; Apicomplexa; Aconoidasida; Haemosporida; Plasmodiidae
Exons: 2
Coding region: 1-852 (283 amino acids)
Source: RefSeq, a predicted model, not a curated record